Teleopsis dalmanni is the source of this 2060-nucleotide messenger RNA. RefSeq names its product sorting nexin-33 (gene SH3PX1). Gene Ontology annotation, molecular function: phosphatidylinositol binding; protein binding. The record is from RefSeq and is a predicted model, not a curated record. Bases 149 to 1810 code for a protein of 553 amino acids. Gene Ontology annotation, cellular component: cytoplasmic vesicle; plasma membrane. Gene Ontology annotation, biological process: endocytosis; protein transport; endosomal transport. Lineage: Eukaryota; Metazoa; Arthropoda; Insecta; Diptera; Diopsidae. The transcript has 4 exons.
ACACUGAAUCAGAUAAGAUAAUAAUUUUCUUUGGAUAACUACACCUUUUAAGUUUGUCAUCAGAGAAAAAUAACAUUGUGGAUUUUUCUAUUUAUUUUUGUUCGUUUAUUUAGUAUUUUCUUUAAAUAUUAAGUUGUUAAUAUUUUAAAUGACUUCUUAUGUGCGAGCCUUGUACGAUUUCUCUGGGGAACCCGGUUCGUCGGAAAUUUCUAUAACUGUCGGUGAGGUCUUGGCUGUUACAAGUACAGACGUGGGGGAAGGAUGGUGGGAGGGUAAAAAUAAUCGAGGUGAAAUUGGACUUUUCCCUGCUGCUUAUGUUGAAGUUAUGUCUGCAGCGGAUGUACAAAAACAAAACCAAUCACUUACCAACUCGGAUGCACAGCCUUCAGUCAACAGGUACGAUCACACAGCUGAUGACUUCAACGAUGGUGACGAUUGGGAAGAUGAUUGGGACGAUGACAACGAUACAUAUUCGGAAAUUGGACCAGGUGGACACGCAACUAAAAGUUACUCAUCAAAUAUGGCACAUUCCAAUAGCAGUUAUGAUAAUAAAAACUUACCUGCUGCACCAGCAGAUGAUAGCAUUUCGCUAGCAUCAACCGCUGCAACGAAUAAUACUACAACACUUAAAAAAUCGAGCAUGUUUAGUAAGAGUUCAGACUCAUAUAUAUUAGGGCUUGGCAAUAAAGAUAAAUUACCGGAAAGUGAAAUCGUAUACAUAGUGCAAAUAGACAAUUUUUAUCACUGGCAAGCAAAUAACCAAUCUUAUAGUGUUAUUGUGGCAAGUCCAAAAAAAGAAUCAAAAUUUAAGGGAAUAAAAAAGUUUAUAGCUUACCAACUAACGCCAAGUUUUAAUAAUAUAUCGGUGUCUCGUAGAUACAAACAUUUUGAUUGGUUUCAUGAACGUCUUGUGGAAAAGUUCUGUCUUAUUCCUAUUCCUCCGUUACCAGAUAAACAAAUAUCAGGGAGAUAUGAGGAACAAUUUGUUGAGCAUCGGCGUGUUCAACUGCAAGAAUUCGUAGAUUGGGUGUGUCGUCAUCCUGUUCUUUCGAAAUGUGAAGUUUGGUAUCAUUUUUUAACUUGUACUGAUGAUAAAAUCUGGAAAUCAGGCAAGAGGAAGGCCGAAAAAGACCCUUAUGUAGGUGUGACAUAUUGUUGGGCAAUAUCACCACCAGAAAAGCAACUUCUACAGUCUCAUGUCGACGCCCAAAUGGAUAGCUGUUCACAAUUUAUUCAUGCAAUGGACUCUUCUGUCAAAAAUUUGCUUGGCAUUUGCGGUGACAAUGCAAAACGCUACCAAAUCCAAAGUAAAAAGGAAUUUCAACGAAUUGGAGAUGGGUUAUCAGAUAUGGCUAAGGCAUUGAGCAUAGAUGAAAGACGAUCACCAACCAAAUCAGGCGUUGCAUUAUCAGAAAGUGUGGGACGAAUAGGAGGAAUAUUUAUUGGGGUCGGACAAAUUUUUAGUGAUCAGCCGAAAUUAGAUUGGAUACCAUUUUCGGAUCGCUUACAUAUCUACAGAGGAGUUUUAAACUGCUUUCCUGACAUUUUAUCAACACAUAAGGAAGCGGUGCAGAAACGAAAAGAAUGUGAACGUUUAGCAGCCGACCAGAAAAUGAGUAAUUCGCAGAUGGCUGAUGUGAACCGCCGAACUGAUGUAAUAUCUUACGCUGUUAUGGCAGAAAUGACACAUUUUAAGCAAGAAAGAGAUACUCACCUCAAACAGACAUUAAAAUCGUUCAUAGAAGAACAAAUUAAAUUUUAUUCUACUGUUGUCUCCAAGUUACAAGAAGCUUAUCGUCAGUUUGACUGAAAAAUAUAAAGCACAAAGAUAAUUAUUAAAAAAUUUAUAAUCUUAACAUUCGCAAAGAGCAGUUUUGGUUUUUAAAAGUAUAUCUUCUUUAUUUUUUACAUUUUAACCAAAUUUUUUAUGUAUACACACAUAAUAUUUGUAUAAAUAUAACAUUAAAGCAAUUAAAUAAAAUGUUGAACAUAUAUUUUAUAAAUUAUUUUAUUAUGAAUUUAUAUAUUGAAUGCUUAUUAAUAAAAUAUACAUGUAAUUA